AUGAAAAAUGUCGAUUUCAGAGUAUUUGACGUUGGAGGCCAGCGUUCAGAGCGUAAGAAAUGGAUUCAUUGUUUCGAGGACGUUAAUGCAAUUAUUUUUAUUGCAGCUAUUAGCGAAUAUGACCAAGUGCUUUUCGAAGACGAAACUACGGUAACUGAAAUUUCGUGCCUUCAAGUGAAUUCAUUCAAUAAUAGGAAUCGGAUGAUUGAAAGCAUGCGCUUAUUUGAGUCAAUAUGCAACAGCCGAUGGUUCAUUAACACUUCAAUGAUAUUAUUUUUGAACAAAAAGGAUUUGUUCACCGAGAAAAUCAAACGGGUCUCUAUCAAAACUGCUUUUCCGGAAUACAACGGUCCACAAACAUAUGAAGACUCAGUGCGGUUUAUUGAGGAGAAAUUCGAGGCACUGAAUGCCAAUCCGGAAAAAACAGUUUAUAUUCAUCAAACCUGUGCCACAGAUACGAAUCAGGUGCAAAUUAUCCUGGAUAGCGUUAUCGAUAUGAUCAUUCAAGCUAAUUUACAAGGUUGCGGGCUGUAUUAA
Gongylonema pulchrum is the source of this 537-nucleotide messenger RNA. The record is from the annotation of a GenBank genome assembly. Lineage: Eukaryota; Metazoa; Nematoda; Chromadorea; Rhabditida; Gongylonematidae.